Molecule: messenger RNA, 1667 nt
Organism: Cavia porcellus (domestic guinea pig)
Lineage: Eukaryota; Metazoa; Chordata; Mammalia; Rodentia; Caviidae
Gene: Gba3
Product: glucosidase, beta, acid 3 (cytosolic)
Biological process (GO): glycosylceramide catabolic process; carbohydrate metabolic process
Cellular component (GO): cytosol
Molecular function (GO): beta-glucosidase activity; glycosylceramidase activity; beta-galactosidase activity
Source: RefSeq, marked provisional
AGUUACCUAACUCCUCUGGCUGCAGGGUGUUGAACUCUUUGUAGUUUCUGGAACCAUGGCUUUCCCGGCAGAUUUGGUUGGGGGGCUGACCGCAGCCUAUCAGGUGGAAGGAGGCUGGGAUGCAGAUGGAAGAGGCCCUUGUGUCUGGGACACAUUCACCCAUCAGGGAGGAGAGAGAGUUUUCAAGAACCAGACUGGUGAUGUAGCUUGUGGCAGCUAUACUCUGUGGGAGGAAGAUUUGAAAUGUAUCAAACAGCUUGGAUUGACUCAUUACCGCUUUUCUAUUUCCUGGUCACGUCUGUUACCUGAUGGGACGACAGGUUUCAUCAACCAGAAAGGAGUUGACUAUUACAACAAGAUCAUUGAUGAUUUGUUAACAAAUGGGGUUACACCUGUGGUGACACUCUACCACUUUGAUUUGCCUCAGGCUUUAGAAGACCAAGGUGGAUGGUUGUCAGAGGCAAUCAUUGAAGUCUUUGACAAAUAUGCCCAGUUUUGCUUCAGCACCUUUGGGAAUCGAGUCCGGCAGUGGAUCACCAUAAAUGAGCCCAAUGUUCUUUGUGCUAUGGGAUAUGAUCUGGGUUUCUUUGCUCCUGGUGUUUCUCAAAUUGGGACCGGAGGUUACCAAGCGGCUCAUAAUAUGAUUAAGGCUCAUGCCAGAGCCUGGCACAGUUACGAUUCCUUAUUCCGGGAAAAGCAGAAGGGUAUGGUGUCCCUAUCACUUUUUUGUAUCUGGCCGCAACCAGAAAAUCCCAACUCAGUGCUGGACCAGAAAGCUGCUGAAAGAGCGAUCAACUUUCAAUUUGAUUUCUUUGCUAAACCUAUAUUCAUUGAUGGCGAUUAUCCUGAACUUGUCAAGUCCCAGAUUGCCUCCAUGAGUGAAAAGCAAGGCUAUCCAUCAUCGAGGCUUUCCAAAUUCACAGAAGAAGAGAAGAAAAUGAUCAAAGGCACUGCUGAUUUCUUUGCUGUGCAAUAUUACACGACUCGCUUCAUCAGGCACAAGGAGAAUAAGGAAGCAGAACUUGGCAUUCUUCAGGAUGCAGAGAUUGAGCUUUUCUCUGAUCCUUCUUGGAAAGGGGUAGGGUGGGUCCGCGUGGUGCCAUGGGGAAUACGUAAACUGCUGAACUAUAUUAAGGACACGUAUAAUAACCCUGUAAUUUACAUCACUGAGAAUGGAUUUCCCCAGGAUGACCCGCCAUCUAUUGAUGACACCCAGCGUUGGGAAUGUUUCAGACAGACAUUUGAGGAACUAUUCAAAGCUAUCCAUGUUGAUAAAGUUAAUCUUCAGCUAUAUUGUGCGUGGUCUCUUCUGGAUAACUUUGAAUGGAAUGACGGAUACAGCAAACGGUUUGGUCUCUUUCAUGUUGAUUUUGAAGAUCCAGCUAAACCUCGAGUCCCUUAUACUUCAGCCAAGGAGUAUGCCAAGAUCAUCCGAAACAAUGGACUGGAGAGACCUCAGUAGAGAAGGUCCCCAAUAAAUGUCCCCCAGAGAAGGAAUUCUGCUUUGGGAAAAGAAAUCUACUUCAGUGAUGAUCUCUCAGAUGAUUUCAAGUUGCCUCUCUUCUAGUUGAUAUGUAAUCAGGAAAUCUGUCUAGGAAUGCAUUUAAAAUAGCCUCUAACUUUUUUGUAUUUUAAUCAAAAUACAAAAUGAAAAUAAAAAAAUCAGA